This is a messenger RNA of Annulohypoxylon truncatum, 2454 nucleotides long. RefSeq lists its product as uncharacterized. Gene Ontology annotation, biological process: regulation of telomere maintenance via telomerase; telomere capping. Lineage: Eukaryota; Fungi; Ascomycota; Sordariomycetes; Xylariales; Hypoxylaceae. Gene Ontology annotation, molecular function: G-rich strand telomeric DNA binding; telomerase inhibitor activity. The coding region runs from base 143 to 2170 and encodes 675 amino acids. The transcript is spliced from 4 exons. The record is from RefSeq and is a predicted model, not a curated record. Gene Ontology annotation, cellular component: chromosome, telomeric region; nuclear telomere cap complex.
CCUAACCUCACUCCAUACCUUCUUUCACAUUUCAUAUUCACAGCUUCUAGAUGCCUCGACAAGGUCAUUGUAAGACAAAGGCUACUUGCCAGCGUUCUACAUCUAAUGUGGCAAUCCCACAAUAUGAUUCAUUAUUGUCAAUAUGACCAUGCGGCGGCAACCAAGCUCCGCGGCGCAAAAUCAAAAUUCUAAGCGGCAGAAACAACCUCAACUUCCUUCAGUGUAUACGAAGAUCCAGGAUGUUCUCGACGAAACUAUCCCGGUGGGGAAACUCGUUAGUGUCAUCGGAUUGGUGAAAGACCGUAGGGCUCCAAGGGAGACAAGUGGUGCUGACUGGAAAUCCACCCUUACCAUCUAUGACAAAUCAAUCGAGGAUGAACCCGAGAGAGGGCUGCCUGUUAAUAUAUUCAGGCCGCAAGCUGAAAUGCCUGAGCCAGAUGCUACUGACGUCGUGGUGAUACUUUCUGCAAAAGUUCAAUCCUAUCGCGGUGAGGUGUCCUUAUUAACACAUCGAUCGACUGUGAUUCAUGUAUAUUCGGCACGUCAGAUUCCAAAGCCCCCCAAGUCAGCAAAGCAGGCUCUGGAAGCUCCUCUGCGACCAAAAGAUCGUCCUCCGGGAGAUCCGGAGCAUGAGUAUGUCUCAUGGUUGUAUCACUCUAUCGUCAAAGAUACUAUACCCGACGCCGAAGAGUUCGAAAAUUUAGUUUCUCAGUCUCGGAACUACAAGGAUAAGUUCCAGACUUUGAGUGAUAUCCACGACAACCAAUUUUGCGAUACCAUCGUCAAUGUAGUCAGGGAGCCCUACGACCAAAUGGGCACGACUACUCUCUGGGUCUCAGAUUACACCGAGAAUGAAGCUUUCUACAAAUUCUCCUGGAAUGCUGGAGACGUGUCCGACGGCCGUGACGGAGAUCCGUAUGGCUAUACUACGAAGAAUAUAACCCCUAGUACCUGGGCUGGUCCUUACGGGAAACGCUCAAUGCAAGUGACAUGCUUUGGAAUGGACGCAGAUUUCGCCCAAAAAGAAGUCAGAGCAGGAGACUGGAUCUUUCUCCGAAAUCUACACGUGAAGUACGGACAUAACCUCAAUAACCUAGAAGGGUUCGUGCGGGAAGAUCGUACUGCUUUCUACUCGGGACUCAAAAUCGAAAUUCUCCAAACUGAUGACCCAGAGACCAUCGACGGCCGUCUCAAAGAAGCUAUCAGGCGAAAGAGAGAUUAUGAGAAACUAAAGAAACAGCAGCAGAAGAGUUUUGCUGCGAACGAGGAUAACACUAAGAGAAAAGCUGAAAAUCAGACAGAAGGAAAAAUGACAUCGAAGAAGCGACGCGCCCUAGAGAGAGCUCAGAAGAACAAGGAAGUCGACGACAGAGAGAAAGAAAAGGAGGCAAGGCUUGGCCUUAACGAACAAAUCAAGUGCGAGAAUAUUGACCAGCCUAUUUUCGCCGUUCCGUCCAUAAUCAAACCAGUUCAAUACAAAACAACAGUCAAAGGCCAAGAAGUAGAAUUAACCCUUCCUUUUACUUGUGCAAGGUACCGAGCCAACGUUCGAGUCGUAGAUUUUCGACCUUCUAGGUUGGCAGAUUUUACAACUUGGCGUAAGAACCUCGAAUACGACGCACUAUCAGAUCACAGUGGUGACUCCGACUCUGAGUCAGGAGACGACGGCACAUUAAACCGAUACGCGGGGAAGAAGAUAUGGGAAUGGAGAUUUUCUCUCCUACUAGAAGACGCUGAUCCAAAGCACAAGGGCGAGGAUAACAGGUUCUGGGCCGUAGUCGGCAAUACCGAGGCACAGCUUUUACUCAAUCUCGAUGCGACAGACCUCAGAGCAAAUCCCGACGAUCUAGAUACGCUACGAGAGAAGCUUUUGCAGCUCUGGGGUAACCUGGAAGAAUGCAAGCAACAGGAGCUACAACGACAGGCCAUGGAUAAGAAGCGAGUGGCAGCCAAUCAACCACCCCCUUCCUCGCCCCCUCGGCCAUCAAGUAGCCGUCGCGUGGAGACGACCAACAACAUCGAGACCGCUCUCUCGAAUAAGCCUUUUUCUUGCUGUGUCCGCCAGUAUGGCAUCAAGAUCCGUGAGAAGGAUCCCCUAAAGGCAGAUGCCGAUGACGGGAAGCGUUGGCAAAGAAUGUUCGCUCUAUUUGGUACCAAGAUCAGUUCCUGAAAUAAGAACAAAACAUAUAAGAGAUUCGAUGACAUAGUUAUAACUUGGCUGGCGACUAUCCCACAGCCCACAAGAUAUUCUCGCGAGUAGAACAGUUUCGUCCGAAGUAGUCUCUAAGACAUUGCUUUGCUGACACAUGCUUAAGGAUUUCGGUAUGGAAGUUAUAUGGAUGCGGCCCUUAUGGCUAGGAGACGAAAUAGGGGCACACGUAUCAACGGCGCAAUAAUCCCGCCAUUCAGGAGGGUUUGCAACUUAUGAUAUUAAAUGAUAUUCACAUCCAACCG